Ictidomys tridecemlineatus (thirteen-lined ground squirrel) is the source of this 1797-nucleotide messenger RNA. NCBI's taxonomy places the organism in Eukaryota, Metazoa, Chordata, Mammalia, Rodentia, Sciuridae. The record is from RefSeq and is a predicted model, not a curated record.
GCCGGAAGCCGCGGUUCCCACCAACCCCUUGCGGUCCCCACCCGCGUCAGACCCCAGCACCUUUUCCUUCUCUGCAGAAGGUACGUGAGCGCUCUUGUCACUCGAACCCGCACUUGUGAGGCAGUUUCCAUGCCUCAUUUCUCACAGAAAGAGGGGGGUGUCCCUUCUAAUCCCUUCAGUGUGCCUGGAUGAAAGAAGAAUGUCCAGAACAAACCUUUUUUUUUUUUUUAAACACACAAUCUCCUCCCAGAAUAGAUGAAGGAAUUGUUUUUGACCUUAACUCUUUUUGGAUCUACCGUACAGAUCAUCACAGAAAUUUCCUACAGGCACCAAACCCUUAACCCCUAGUCGCCCCCCCCAAAAAAAAAAUAGGGAAAAAUAUGGUGAACAAGAGAAGAGAAUAGCCAACGGCUUGUGCUGAAAUUCAUAAGCAACUUAAAGGUGGUGCUGAAGAUCAAACCCAGUACCUCACAGCCUAAUGUAUCUGGAAUUUACAAGCACCCACCACUAUGCCCAGCUCCUGGCCUUGAAUUUGGCAAUCCUGCUGGCUUCACCUCCUGGGAUUACAGGUUUUGGGGAUCAUAUUCACUGGAGAACACUAGAAGAUGGGAAGAGAGAAGCAGCAGCCAGUGGAUUGCCUAUUAUGGUGAUUAUCCAUAAGUCUUGGUGUGGAGCUUGCAAAGCUUUAAAGCCCAAAUUUGCAGAAUCUACAGAAAUUUCUGAACUUUCCCAUAAUUUUAUUAUGGUAAAUCUUGAGGAUGAAGAAGAACCCAAGGAUGAAGAUUUCAGCCCUGAUGGGGGUUAUAUUCCACGAAUUCUUUUCUUGGAUCCUAGUGGCAAGGUGCAUCCUGAAAUCAUCAAUGAGAAUGGAAACCCCAGCUACAAGUAUUUCUACAUCAAUGCUGAGCAAGUUGUUCAGGGGAUGAAGGAAGCUCAGGAAAGACUGACAGGUGAUGCCUUCAGAGAAAAACAUCUUGAAGAUGAAUUGUAACACAGAUAUAUCCCUUCCUUCAUCAAAAAUAGUGUUCUGGAAGGAAAGCAGCAGAGGAGGGAAUAUUGAGGAAUUGCCCAGAACAAUUAAACUGACCAGGAAACCUUUUUUUCUUCCUACACUGGAAGGAGCUCUCUCACUGUGGAAGAGAUCUGUUAAAAGAAGCUGGUCUGAUUAUUUGUGGAUCCAGCAGUGUGGCAGACUUGCUUCUUUUGCUCCCUGUCACCUAAAUGUCCAUCUGUCUUUGAAUGUAAAGAAUGAAACCUGACACAGAACUUGAGCCACUUGGAGGUUCAUACCUCACUUACACUUCAGUAUUUGAGUCUUUUCCCAUUUCCUCCUGCUUUACUCACCUUAGUGGUGAAAGAGACUAGUAGCAUCUUUUCUACAGUGUUCAAAUGGCCGGAAUAGCAAUUUUUAAGAAAACAGUAAAUCCUAAAUGUAAAUCAGUAAUUCUAUCCCCUGUCAAGGAGACCAGCCUGGUUUUUUUUUUUUUUGUUUGUUUUUUUUUGUCUUUUUCUCCUGGGAAUAAUCUUGGGCUUCUUCCUGAAUCCCUGCAUCCUCCUUCCUCUUUUCCUGCUCAGGCUGUUAGUGUGCAUGCGUGUGCAGGAAUGACUAUGUGCUUGGACCAAGCCCCAGCUGGAAGCAUGCUUUCCCUUGUUACUGUUGGAGAAACUCAAACCUUCAAGCCCUAGGUGGAGCCAUUUUUGUCAAAUCAUCAAUGAUAUUUUUGUACUGGGGUUAAUCCCCCCCAAAAGAUAAAAUAUUAAUUGUUCAUUAAACUUUAAUAAAACUUUAAAAGGAAA